CGGGAGCGCACGUUAGCAACGUUUCGGAAAGUGAAUUGGCGGGGCUUUCAGAUUCAACGGGUAUAAAAACCGACUUAAGCAUGCGCGUGGGAGAAAAAAAAAAAAAAAAAAAAUUCCAAAAGGAUCACCAUUUCCAUUCCCAAACUACCCUCUCAUCCCCUCCAUUUUCUACUCCUUCACAGCCUCCAUGGAUCACCGGCCGCCGAACCAAACCACCACCGCUAGAAGAAGCUUGAAGCGGAAGCUAGAACAAGAAUUCAAAGAACAGCAACAAGAACAGGAAUCAGAUCGCAAGGUACCGUUCAUCGAGCCCGACGAUUCUCACAAAGAUCUGGUCCGUGAGGUUCGCGCUCAGGUGCAAAUCCUCGAGUCCACCUUUUCUUCAUCUGAAGCAGAUCGCGCCGACGCCAAGCGAGCCACUCACGUUCUAUCAGAACUCGCCAAGAACGGUAUCAAACUCGACGUCGAUGCGAAUUAUGAAGUUGUGGAUGUGAUAGUAGAGUGUGGAGCCGUUCCAGCUCUGGUCAGACAUCUAAAAGCACCCGUAUCGGCAAAGAAUUGUGAUAGCCGUUUGCGGCAGUACGAACAUGAGGUGGAGAAAGGAAGUGCUUUCGCGCUUGGCCUCCUUGCUGUUAAACCUGAGCAUCAGCAACUCAUAGUUGAUGCUGGAGCUUUACCAAAUCUUGUGGACCUGUUAAAGAGGCACAAAAAUAGUUGCAACUCUCGAGCAGUCAAUGGUGCUAUCAGGAGAGCAGCUGAUGCAAUCACCAAUCUUGCUCAUGAACAUAGCAGGAUCAAAACCCUUGUGAGGACGGAAGGUGGUAUUCCUCUUCUUGUUGAACUGCUUGAGUUCUAUGAUGCAAAGGUACAGAGAGCAGUUGCUGGGGCCUUAAGGACCCUUGCAUUUAAAAAUGACGAAAACAAAAAACAGAUUGUAGAGUGCAAUGCGUUACCUACCCUCAUACUAAUGCUCCGAUCUGAGGAUGCUGCUAUACAUUAUGAAGCGGUUGGUGUAAUAGGCAAUCUUGUCCACUCAUCUCCAAACAUCAAGAAAGAAGUUCUCCUUGCUGGUGCUUUGCAACCUGUUAUUGGACUGCUCAGUUCUUGCUGUUCAGAAAGCCAAAGAGAAGCAGCUUUAUUACUUGGUCAAUUUGCUGCUGCUGAUUCAGAUUGCAAGGUCCAUAUUGUUCAGAGGGGAGCUGUACCGCCAUUGAUUAUGAUGCUUCAAUCUCCAGAUGCACAGCUUAGGGAGAUGUCAGCUUUUGCACUUGGGAGGUUAGCGCAGGAUACACACAACCAAGCUGGCAUUGCAAAUAGUGGUGGUUUAGUGCCUCUGCUCAAGCUUAUUGAUUCAAAAAACGGAUCUCUGCAACAUAAUUCUGCUUUUGCUCUGUAUGGUCUGGCAGACAAUGAGGAUAAUGUUGCGGAUCUUAUCAAGAUUGGAGGUGUACAAAAACUUCAAGAUGGAGAAUUCAUUGCUCAACCAACUAAAGAUUGUGUAGCAAAGACAUUGAAAAGAUUAGAGGAGAAGAUUCAUGGACCAGUAUUAAAUCAUCUGGUAUAUCUGAUGCGGGUUUCAAAUAGUACAGUUCAAAGACGAGUGGCUUUGGCUCUUGCUCAUCUUUGUACCCCUAUUGACCAAAAGGCCAUUUUCAUUGAUAAUAAUGGGCUAGAUUUGCUGUUAGGGCUUCUUGAAUUAACAAGCCCAAAGCAACAACGGGAUGGAUCUUUGGCCUUGCACAAGUUGGCUACAAAAGCUACUUCUCUCUUUCCUAUGGAUGCAGCUCCCCCAUCACCAUAUCCACAGGUGUACCUGGGUGACCAGUAUGUAAACAAUCCCACACUUUCUGAUGUGACAUUCUUAAUUGAAGGUAAGCGGUUUUAUGCUCACAGAAUUUGUUUGCUUGCUUCUUCUGAUGCAUUUCGAGCAAUGUUUGAUGGUGGUUACAAGGAGAGGAAUGCUAAAGACAUAGAGAUCCCAAAUAUUAGAUGGGAUGUUUUUGAGUUAAUGAUGAGAUUCAUAUACACAGGAUCCGUAGACGUCAAUUUAGAUAUUGCUCAGGACCUGCUCAGAGCUGCUGAUCAGUAUCUUUUAGAGGGUCUAAAGCGUCUCUGCGAGUAUACCAUUGCUCAGGAUAUUUCUGUAGAAAAUGUUUCAAUCAUGUAUGAGUUAUCAGAGGCUUUUAAUGCUCUGUCAUUAAGGCAAGCUUGCAUAUUAUUCAUACUGGAGCAAUUUGACGAAUUGAGUAAGAGGCCAUGGUAUCCGCGGCUGAUAACACAAAUCAAACCGGAAAUGCGCAGAUUUUUUACCAAUGUGCUUGCCAGGCCUGUCCAAGAUGACUUACCGUAGCCAUAGAUUAUCCUGCUGGAGCUCAGAUUUUUGACUUACUGAUAACACAGUGUACAGAAAUUAGCCCUUUUUAAUAUGAAAUACAUCAUUACAUGGAUCUAAAUUUUUGUCCCUAACAUUAGGGUAUAAGAAAAAUGAAUUUCAUUAUCAGAUUUCGGGGUUUUUUUUUUUUUUUUUUAACGAAGUAAUUUGUAAUAUAUUUUUAAUUUGAAAUGCAGCAUUCCAAGGAUCUAAAUUUUCAUCCCUAUAAGUAAAAUGAAUUUCAUGAUCAGAUUUAAUUUGACUUUUUUUACCAAGUAAUUUAUACCGUAUUAAAUUCUUUUUAAUAAAAAUCCAAAUCGAGUGUUGCAUUCAGUUUCAAGUAACUCGCUUAAAUUGAAUUAGAUUAAGUAAUUGAGUCGAAGCCUUUCAGAAAAAUAAAAUGUAGGAGGGUAGAAAGAAACGGCAAAAUGCUUUAAAUUUAAAAAGUAAAAUUCCACAAGGUGAUUGAAAUUGCUACCCCCAGUCUCCCUCCCUCAAGAUUUCACCUAAACCACCGAAAAGAAUCUUCGAAGCAAAAGAAAUCAGUUUAGUUUGGAUUCCAAUACAAAUCUCGUUUCGUACGAUGUGAAGAAGAGUUGUGAUGAGAUGUGCUGAAGAAAAUUGAGAGUGGAGACACAUCACAGAUCAGUUUCCUCGUGCUACGACUAAGCUUUUAUGGUCUACGGAACGACAUGUCGUCUAAUUGUUUAUAUGUGUGUUUCCCUUGUCUUUCCUAAAAAUCUAAUUAUCCAAAGGAGCGCUAAAGAUUGAAGAAAGCAGCCAUGGCUGUCCAACUCCCAGGCAUCUGCCUUCCAAUAAACUGUGCCUUGGCCUCUGGAAACUUAUCUCAGUGUCGA
Molecule: messenger RNA, 3228 nt
Organism: Ziziphus jujuba (common jujube)
Lineage: Eukaryota; Viridiplantae; Streptophyta; Magnoliopsida; Rosales; Rhamnaceae
Product: ARM REPEAT PROTEIN INTERACTING WITH ABF2
Exons: 19
Coding region: 188-2350 (720 amino acids)
Molecular function (GO): protein binding
Source: RefSeq, a predicted model, not a curated record